Molecule: messenger RNA, 571 nt
Organism: Suillus plorans
Lineage: Eukaryota; Fungi; Basidiomycota; Agaricomycetes; Boletales; Suillaceae
Exons: 1
Coding region: 205-453 (82 amino acids)
Source: RefSeq, a predicted model, not a curated record
UUGAGCUGUUGAGCGACUUGGAAUGGUCAAGGACUGGCCCGGGUGAAGAAUAUGUUUAGUGUUGUUGGCAGAAUAAAAUAUUUCUGAUACAGCGAGGUCGCUCGUGUCCAAAUUGAGGAUAUUGCCCGUCUUAAAGACCGUAAACGCCUCACCUAUCUGCUUGAUGGCUGGGAGGAUAAGAUUCGAAGGAGUUUAUAUGGCUCUAUGGUUGCCGAAGUGAACCAGCACCCUGUCGUGCUCAGUCUCGAAGACAUGACGGGACAUCGAAGUUCUGCAGACAAGUUACUCGAGGUCUCCGUGAAAGCCUUAGAACGAAUGGAGAUUGGUGAUGGACAUAACAUCAUUGCUGCGACAACGGACAAUCCAACUGUGAUGCAAUCUUUCCGACGAAAAUUUCAAGCGAAGUUCUACUGGGUCAUUGUAAGUUCAAGUUCAAUGCUCUGGAAUUGUUGACUGGAGCGAGUUGGAGAGGGUGGAACGAGGUAUCACACCAACCGGCUUCGUUGAGGAGAUUGAUGUACUUAAUCGAGGCUCAGGGAGUGCAUCAGGGUGGAGUAUUGAUGCCCUUUUG